Ceratotherium simum simum (southern white rhinoceros) is the source of this 3320-nucleotide messenger RNA. RefSeq names its product WEE2 oocyte meiosis inhibiting kinase (gene WEE2). The record is from RefSeq and is a predicted model, not a curated record. Lineage: Eukaryota; Metazoa; Chordata; Mammalia; Perissodactyla; Rhinocerotidae. Gene Ontology annotation, cellular component: cytoplasm; nucleus. Gene Ontology annotation, biological process: regulation of meiosis I; mitotic cell cycle; protein phosphorylation. Gene Ontology annotation, molecular function: magnesium ion binding; non-membrane spanning protein tyrosine kinase activity; ATP binding.
UCUAGAUGAUAGAUGUAAAAGAGUGAUAAUAAUUUCUUCCUGAUAAUGAACUUGUUCCCAAAUUGGCUAAUGGGUAUUUUUAAAACCAUGCCAAAUUAAAGGAGUCCAACUAUCUCACUAGUCUUUUGUAACACGUGGGUUCAGGGAGACUGUAUGGGAUAUCCAGAAGAGUUCUACACAUAAAUUGGAUUUAAUUGCUCAAAGAGUUACUGGAGCUUUCUUUAAUUAGAAUGGAAAUAAGGAUAAGCUGUGCUCUUACAGCGAUGUGGUACUUAAGGGAGAAAACGAACAGCGUGCCUUCACGUAGCUGUUAGUGGGCAGAGGGGAGGGCCGGCUGAAAUCGUGGACCUUGCCAGCUUAUGUUUCUGUCUCCUCCUCACUUCUGCAGCUCUAUAGUGUGCCCUUCUCAUAGGCCUUCUUGCCUGUGUUGUAAAGCUCUUUGGCUGAGAUGGAUGACAGCAGUAUUAACAAAGAACUGAAGCAGGAAUUUUCCUAUUGUGAAGAAGAGAGUGAGAACGAAGGGCAGAAGGAAGCACAAGAGAGCAGGGAGGCCCAGAGCCAAACCCCAGAGAAGUCUGAAGUUCAGGAUUCAGAGGCAAAGUUUACACCUCCCAGGACUCCCCUUAGUAACGUACAGGAACUCCACACACUUCAGGAAAGAGACAAAGUGAGUCCAGACCAGGUUUUGAAGACUCCAGUGUCAGACUCUCGCAAAUGUCCUGAAACACCAGCCCAGCCAGACUCCAGGAGCAAGCUGCCACACUGUGCGAGUCCCUUCACUCCCAAAGGCCGGCUGAGCCAGUCGGUGAUUUCUUCAACAGGGAAGCUCCCCACCAGAAGCUCUAAGCAUCUGAGGCUCACACCUGGUCCCUUCACGGAUGAGAUGACCUCAUCAGCUCUGGUCAAUAUUAAUCCCUUCACCCCAGAGUCCUAUAGAAAACAAUUCCUUCAAUCCAAUGGCAAGAGGAAAAGCCGAGGGGAUCUUGAGGAAGCUGGUCCAGAGGAAGGCAAGGCAGAACAAGGGCUGCCUGCCAAGAGAUGUGUUCUACGAGAAACCAACAUGGCUUCCCGCUAUGAAAAAGAAUUCUUAGAGGUAGAAAAAAUUGGGGUUGGAGAAUUUGGUACAGUCUACAAGUGCAUUAAGAGGCUGGAUGGAUGUGUUUAUGCAAUAAAACGCUCUACGAAAUCUUUUGCAGCAUUAUCAAAUGAGAAUUUGGCUUUGCAUGAAGUUUAUGCUCAUGCAGUGCUUGGGCAUCACCCUCAUGUGGUCCGUUACUACUCCGCAUGGGCAGAAGAUGACCACAUGAUCAUUCAGAAUGAAUACUGCAAUGGUGGGAGCUUGCAGGCUGCUAUAGCUGAAAACGCGAAGUCCGGCAAUCAUUUCCAGGAGCCGAAACUCAAGGACAUCCUUCUACAGGUUUCCCUUGGGCUUAAGUACAUCCACAGCUCUGGCGUGGUGCACCUGGACAUCAAACCUAGCAACAUCUUCAUUUGUCAUAAGAUGCAAAGUGACGCUCCUGUAGUCCCAGAAGAGAUCGAAAAUGAAGCUGAUUGGUUUCUCUCUGCCAAUGUGAUGUAUAAAAUUGGUGACUUGGGUCAUGUGACAUCAAUAAGCAAACCCAAAGUGGAAGAAGGAGAUAGUCGCUUCCUGGCUAAUGAGAUUUUGCAAGAGGAUUAUCAGCACCUUCCCAAAGCAGACAUAUUUGCCUUGGGAUUAACAAUUGCAGUGGCUGCGGGAGCAGAGUCCUUACCUACCAAUGGCGCUGCGUGGCAUCAUAUCCGUCAGGGUAACCUUCCGGACAUUCCUCAGGAGCUCUCAGAAGAAUUCUGCGGUCUACUUAAGAACAUGAUCCACCCUGAUCCAGGGGAGAGACCUUCUGCAGCAGCUCUGGCCAGAAGUCGAGUUCUCCGUCCCUCCCUGGGGAAAGCAGAAGAGCUCCAGGAGCAGCUUAACUUGGAAAAGUUCAAGACAGCCACACUGGAAAGGGAACUGAGAGAAGCCCAGCAGGCCCAGUCCCCCCCAGAAGGCCCUGGUGACCCUGGGGUCUCUGGGACCCCCACAGGAUCAAGAAGCAAACGCCUGGUGGGAAGAAAGAGUGCCAAGUCUUCAAGCUUCACCUGUGGGACGUCUUCCCCAUAAGAACUCAUUUCUCACCAUCCCACCUUUUACCGUAUAGCUUCCUGAAACAGAUAUUGACCUGUCAGCCUUUCUCUUGUAAAUGGAAAGAUGAACCAACUUGACUGCCCAAAGAUUUCAAAAGCCACUCCUAAUUUAGCAUUUACAGCCAAUGUCCUAACGCUGUUAACCUCCUCUUAGCAAUGGUUCCAGAUACAAUAAUUGGCAGCCAUUUCUCUUCUCCAUCGUUGUAUUCCUAACGGCGCCUAUCAACAGUUUGUUCCCUUGUCACAUUUGUUGAUGCACAACGGGAAAGCAUGGGCCUCUGAACUGAAAGAGGAGGCGGCCCUCGUGCAGCCUAUGGACUAAGAGGUUGCUGUAGCUGAUCACCUACCAAGGGUCCCCGGGACUCUUGCUGUGCAUAGAAAGGAAUACAAUUUUGUUUUGAGUUGAGGUAACAGCUUACAAGAAAAUGUGCCUGGAUUUCAACAAUGCUUCCCAGGUUAUAUGAUGGUAUUCCUAAGAGAAUUCUCAGCCUUUGAGCAAGUGGCUUUCCCACUGUAUUUUCUGAAUGGAGAUAACCCCUUUCUCUGAUAUUGUAUUUAUUAAACAAAUGACUCCGUUAUGUGAGGUGGGUAGAAGUAAGACUACACAUAAUUUGAAAUUUCUGAGCUGGCUAUUAACUUAUGGAACAAAAACAUUGGGUAGGGGGUCUGAGGGAGAUUUGAUGUGGCUAUUCUCCCACAGACUACUUGCCUUAAUCCUCUUGUAACUGUUACGAUUGGUUUUGAUUUCCUGGGUGUCAACAAUUUUUCCUUGAUUUUAUCAGAAUUUGGCUUCAUUUACUGUGAUUUUACCAUAUUUUAUCCAAAUCCUUUUCUCUGUACAUAUUUUUAAAGGAAUGGAAUAUUUGUAAAUAAAGGUUUUUAUCUUGUCCAAAGCCAAAUAUGUGUAAAGCACUCUUCUUUGUAAUAUGGAACUAACAAAGAAUGAGAAAUUUAUGUUGGAAACCAUUUCAUGAGUAGACAGGUGAGAGAAUUUGGUGGGUUGGUACUAACAGGUCUUGGCUUCAAGUUCCAGCUUCACGGGCCCAAAAGCUAAUAAUGGCCAGGCUACGAUAUAAAAUGAUGUUGGCCAUAAAGGCAUUUGAUAACUUCUAGUUGUGUCAUAUUAACGGAGGUAGCCUGUUAAUAGCUUGCAGGCU